UGUGACGUCAUGAGGAUGCGCCGCGCUGCUGUGAUUCAACUGAAGAAAGAACCGAGUGUCCAAGAAACUGCUGCUGAAGCGACUGAGAUCCACACACUAUUAUAAAGAUGGCGUUUAUUAAAGAGGAGAGUGAAGAUGUUAAAACUGAAGAAGCGUUCAGAGUCAAACAUGAAGAGACUGAGGAUCAAACAAAGACGGCGUUUAUUAAAGAGGAGAGUGAAGACUUCAGGAUUGAAGAAGUGUUCAGUCUGAAACAAGAUACUGAGGAACAAACAGACCUAAUGGCAUUGAAAAAAGAGACAGAAGUACUCAAUGGCAUUGAAGAGAAAGAUCAAGACGAGAAUCUGCAUGAUUUCACAACUGGAAUAAAAUAUUUUAGGCGUUCACAGACUGAAAAGAUUUCCACACGAAAAAAAGCUCUAAAGAGUGGAACAACUAGAAGUGACUUCACUAGCUUUCGGUUUGGAAAGAGUUUCAAUCAACAAGGAAACCUUAAAGUCCACAUUGGGGAGAUCCCUUUCAGUUGCCAACACUGUGGGAAAAGUUUCACUCAUAAAGGAAGCUUUAAGAGGCACAUGAGAAUUCACACUGGAGAAAAGCCUUACACCUGCAAACAGUGUGGAAAAAGUUUUGCUCAACAUGGAAACCUUAAUGUCCACAUGAGAAUACACAAUGGAGAGAGUCCCUUCACUUGCCAACAGUGCGGAAAAAGUUUCAGUCAUCAAGGAAGCCUUAACCACCACAUGAGAAAUCACACUGGAGAAAAGCCUUACACCUGCCAACAGUGUGGAAAAAGUUUCAUUUAUAAAGGAAGCCUUAAGAGGCACAUGAGAAUUCACACUGAAGAAAAGCCUUUCACCUGCCAACACUGUGGAAAACGUUUUGCUCAACAUGGAAACCUUAAAGUCCACAUGAGAAUACACAAUGGAGAGACUCCCUUCACUUGCCAGCACUGUGGAAAAAGUUUCAGUCAAAAAGGAAGCUUUGACAGGCACAUAAGAAUGCACACCGGAGAGAAGCCUUACACCUGCAAACUGUGUGGAAAAAGUUUCAGUCAAAAAGGAAGCUUUGACACCCAUAUAAGAGUUCACACUGGAGAGAAGCCUUUCACCUGCAAACUGUGUGGAAAGAGUUUUGCUCAACAUGUAAACCUUAAAGUCCACAUGAGAAUACACAAUGGUCCCUUCACCUCCCAACAGUGAGUGCGUUUACAUGCACCCUCUUAAUGCGAUUAUAAUGAGAUUUUGACAAUAUUGCGAUUAAACUUUACCUCAUGUAAACGCAAUACUUUGAUCUAAAUAGUGUGAUUAAGCUCAUAAUCGCAGCAAGCAUAAUCGUAUUAACAUGGGUGGCGUACACUGAUUUUAAUCUAAAUAUACAUGUAUUUAAACACCUUAAUCGCAGUAUUGCAGCUCUGACCAAAGUGAGCGUGCGCAUGUGCUCGUGACAUACAUGAAUGAUGUGACAUGCACCUGUAACAAUACGCCGAUAAGAAACGGUGGUGGGGAAGAAAGCAUCUCAUUCUGGGGAAAACACGAUUAACGUUAGCUGCCACCAGUUCCUUGAAACCCUCAUCCAGAAACGCUGAGUAGAACGCGACGGCAGCAUAGGCAAACAAAUCCCAUCACAUUUCUAUGGUGACGAAAAAGCAUGGAAUAAAGCCAUACAAAAGUGUUUUGCAUUAGACGUAAAUAAAUUAAAACAGCGGCCAGUAACACACCUGCUCUUUCUGAGUCCAUCAUUUGUGCUGUGCAGUGGGGUAUGUGAAUAAUGGCAGUAAAAAAAUAAACACAAUUCUUAGCGAAUAAUAAGAAUAAUGGAAAUUGCAUGUAAACGGGAGUAAGAGCUUUGCUCUUGACAUGUAAACAUCAUAAUGCGAUUAAGUCCUUACUCUGAUUAUUGGAAAUAAUCGCAUUAUUCGUGCGCAUGUAAACAUAGUCAGUGUGGAAAAAGAUUCAGUCAUCAAAGCCUUAGCCACCACAUGGGAGUUCACACUGGAGAGAAGCCUUACACCUGCAAACUGUGUGGGGAAGGUUUCACUCAUCAAGGAAGCCUUAACUGGUACAUGACUGUUCACACUGGAGAGAAGCUUUACACAUGACAACAAAGUGAAGAAGUAGUUUCAGUCAAAAAGGAAACUUAAACAGGCACACAUGAAUUCACACAGAAUAAAACCCUUACACCUGCCAACAGCAUUUAGAGAGUUUUACUCAACAUGGAAACCUUAGAGUCCACAUGAGAAUUCACACCGCAUAAAACCCUUACACCUGCCUCCUGCAAAGCGAGUAGAAUUGUCAAAGAUGGAUCAGUACCAACUGUUUGUCCAACUUCGUAUUCAGAACAUGUAAGUACAGCACGUUAUAUUUUGAGAAUGUGCUUGUUAGCACACUGUAUGGUUAAUGUGGCUUAAGUUACCACAGCUCUGAUCUUCAUGAAUACAGUCAGAGACAAUGUCAUUAGUUUUAUUUUUAAGAAGUAAUAACAUUGUGCUUCUGAAUUUUACAGGCAGUG
Molecule: messenger RNA, 2511 nt
Organism: Onychostoma macrolepis
Lineage: Eukaryota; Metazoa; Chordata; Actinopteri; Cypriniformes; Cyprinidae
Product: gastrula zinc finger protein XlCGF8.2DB-like
Exons: 3
Coding region: 108-1202 (364 amino acids)
Biological process (GO): regulation of transcription by RNA polymerase II
Molecular function (GO): RNA polymerase II cis-regulatory region sequence-specific DNA binding; DNA-binding transcription factor activity
Source: RefSeq, a predicted model, not a curated record